Pelmatolapia mariae (spotted tilapia) is the source of this 1356-nucleotide messenger RNA. RefSeq names its product tyrosine-protein kinase STYK1-like. The transcript has 9 exons. Gene Ontology annotation, cellular component: signaling receptor complex; plasma membrane. Lineage: Eukaryota; Metazoa; Chordata; Actinopteri; Cichliformes; Cichlidae. Gene Ontology annotation, biological process: positive regulation of kinase activity; multicellular organism development; cell surface receptor protein tyrosine kinase signaling pathway. Gene Ontology annotation, molecular function: ATP binding; transmembrane receptor protein tyrosine kinase activity. The record is from RefSeq and is a predicted model, not a curated record. The coding region runs from base 1 to 1356 and encodes 451 amino acids.
AUGUCAUCCAGCUCUACAAACGUUACUGUGUGUGCAUCGAACGACACCCUGUGCACGAUAAAGGAACAUCAGGUGGAAGUGAUUAUCGUCCCCGCGCUGCUGCUCUUCGGCACCCUGGUCACCUUAGUGCCCCUGUUUAUACUGAGGUAUUGCUGUGAUCGUAAUCGGGCACGGGUCAGAACGGCCCAGCACUACCACAGCUCAUCACACAGACAGACAGAGAGGCAUCACCACCAACAACAUAGCACCAACCACCACCACAGUCAUCGCACCAAGCACCAAAAUCACAGAUCUCAUCUGCAGGGCAUUGAUGCGCCCCCUGGCAUCAACCCACUGGAACAUGAAGAGCUGCCAAUGUCUGUUACACAAGCGCGGCAGAAUGUCAGGCCAACGAUGGCUGCAGCACCACAGAGGUCCACAGAAAGGCAUCAUGAAGCCUUCAGCCAGGUUGCUGCACUGCCGCAGACUUUUUCCAUCCACCCUAAUGACACAGUCAACUUCUACAGAGCACGCAUGGACAACAAGAACGUCGUGCUGAGGGUGCUGAAAGAAACAGCCACCAGCAGUGAGAAACAGAAGUUUUUGGCGUUUGCUUCCUUUGUGUCUGGAUUGGGGCCGCAUCCCUUCAUACCUGCGCUGCUCGGCGUUAUGUCAGCGCAGUCGCCUUUAGUCAUGGUGGUGGAAGAGCUACAGCAGAGAGACCUGCUGGGCUUCCUGUGGAGAUGCAGACAGGAUAACUCAGGUUUACAGCCUUCUUGUGACAUGACAGAGAAGAGGAUCUUCACCAUGGCAGCACAAGUGGCCUCUGCUCUGGACUACCUGCACAGUCAGAACUGUAUCCAUGGCAACGUGGGAGCUCGCAGCGUUCUGGUUGGUGGAGACAUGACAGCUAAGCUGUGGGGGUUCGGCCCGGCCUACCGCAGGAGAACCCAGGGCAGUUCAACGGGAGAAGAUACAGUGAUUAAGAAAUGGCAGGCGCCUGAAGUGUUGGCCAUGAGACCCAUCACUAAGAGCAGCGAUGUAUGGUCCUUUGGCAUCCUCAUCUAUGAAAUGGUCACAUUAGGUGACCCACCAUUUGCUCAGGUUACGUCGUCUGAACUUCUGCAGCAUCUCCAAAGAGGGAGUCACCUCAAACGACCGGACACCUGCUCCAACUCACUGUACUCCAUUAUCAGGUCAUGCUGCCACUUCAACGCCAAGAGCCGGCUCUCAACGUCGGAGCUGAUUAGAAUGCUGAAAGCCGGGGAGAGCUCAGCCAAUGGGAGGACAGCUCUCAGAGUGACUGAGCCAUUCAAAUUCGAGAAAUACUUGAGAGAGGCGGGGUUUGCAGAGGCGUACAACUAUGCUGUGCUCUGA